AUGGCAGGGGAUGGCGAAAUCAACCGCAUCAUCAAGGACCUGCAGAAGACUGUGAUUGAGCUACGCUGCUACCAGGAGCAGAACCUGCCAGUGACAGACGGAAGCCAGGAGCUGCACAGCCUCUGUGCCCAGCUGGAGUUCCUCCUCCAGCCCUGGGCAUUCCCAUCCAGACGAGCAAUCGCCAGGAGCUGCACAGCCUCUGUGCCCAGCUGGAGUUCCUCCUCCAGUUUGACCUCAAGGAGAAGAAGAGUUUCUUUGGGCAACGCAAGGACUAUUGGGACUUCUUGUGCCAGGGCCUGGCACGGCGCCGGCAGGAGCACGAGGGCAUUCGCUUCGUCACCUCCCUGAACAAGGGGCCGAGCCUUCCUGCGGUACUGCCUGGUGCACCGGCAGCUGGCAGAGUCCCUGCAGCUCUGCCUCCUCGAUCCUGAGAGCCUUAGCAAGUGGUACUACGCCCGCAGCCCCUUCCUGAGCCCCCAGCGCCAGGCGGAGAUCCUGGGCAGCCUGUAUGAGCUGGACCGUGUCACCUUCCACCUGGCCCUGUGCAGAGAUGACCUGGACACUGCCUGGCCCAUGUUCUCUGAGACACUGGUACGACCCAGCUGGGUGGCUGGAAUCAGCCUGGCAAAGGCAGCCCCACAGACAGACAACAAUGGCACCAGGAUGCAUGGACGGCCUGAUGGCAUCGCCCAUUCUACCAUGGCACACUGUGGGGUGCCAGCCCACCCAUGCCCACCAGCCUUGGCUGGCCUGUGGGCAGGGGAUGUAGAGGUGGAGGAUGUGGAAAGGAAUGUGGAGGACGUGGAAGUGAAGAAGGAUGUGGAAGAGGAAGAUGAGGUGGAGAAGGAUGAGGAUGAGGAGGAGGAUGUGGAAGAGGAGGAUGAAGAGGAGUUGGAGGAUGGGAAGGAGGACAUGGAGGUAACUGCAAAGAAGGAUGUGGAAGUAGAGGAGGAUGUGGAAGAGGAUGAUGAAGAGGAGCUGGACAAGGAUGAGAAGGAGAUGGAAGAUGAGGAGGAGUUGGAGGGUGUGGAUGCAGAGGAGCUGGAGGAUGCACACAGAGCUGGCAAAGCACCCCAGCCCGAUGGUGGCAGGGAGCCUGGCACAUCACCACCACCCAGCACAGGGUGCAUGCCGAACUCCCCGCCACCAGAGCAUGGGCAGCCAGGUGGGAUGGAGGUGUCCCUGCGGGCACUGGUCUCCCAGCUGCAGACUGAGCUGGGGCAGUGGAAGGCAUCAUCCCAGGUGCUGGCAGCCCGGCUGGCGCGGGAGGAGCGGCGGCACAGGCAGCAGGAGGAGGGCAGCAUGCGGCAGGCCCGGCUGCAGGCACAUGAGGCCGAGGCGCUGCGGGACACCAACACCUUCCUGGGGCAGGCACUGGCA
This is a messenger RNA of Nestor notabilis (Kea), 1380 nucleotides long. RefSeq names its product RUN and FYVE domain containing 4 (gene RUFY4). NCBI's taxonomy places the organism in Eukaryota, Metazoa, Chordata, Aves, Psittaciformes, Psittacidae. The annotation marks the transcript as partial. Gene Ontology annotation, biological process: positive regulation of autophagosome maturation; plus-end-directed vesicle transport along microtubule. Gene Ontology annotation, cellular component: autophagosome; lysosome; late endosome. The record is from RefSeq and is a predicted model, not a curated record. The transcript is spliced from 8 exons.